CCCAUCUUAACUAGACGUCAGUGGUCUGCGGCUGAAGCGUUUACUGAGUUUGCUGUUAGCUUUUGUUCGGUGGACAAUAAACUAACUACCGAGUAGCUCUCAGUGUAUUAAUGCACGGAGACUGAAAAAUACACACAGAUAUAUGUGACACAUAAGGCGUUGUUCAGCUCGAUUACAGGAAGAACUCCCGUGGAACUCCGACUUGACACCAGCAGCUUCGCCCUCUUCCCAUCCACCCACUGCUCUUUCCUGGUCGCCUCCUCCCCUUCUCAACAUGGCGGCAAUGUUCCUAAUCUGGCUGUGCCACUGACCUCCACCCUGGACUACCGCCAUGGAGAGAAAACGCAGAAAGAAAUUAAUCUAGCUGCUCAGGCCGUUUGCAGUAUGGACUCGUUUUUGGAGCUCUGGACCUGAAAUGCUCUGUCCCAAACCCGGACCCCGAACCAGGUUUUAGCUGCUUUUCUUCAUCUGGAACAGCACACCUGCUGCUAAAUAUCCAAAGGUGGUGUUCAAACUGAUGGUUGGUGCUAUUUCACAACUCAAAAUGCUCCUGCUUCCUGUGUGGGCGUCCAUGCUUUUUUUGGGCUUCCUGUCUGUGGUGGGCAUGGAGCCAACGGAAGGAGCCAAAUCAGACUCCGACUACCCCUCCAACACGGAGCCCCCGCCUUCAUCAUCUGGCUCCAACUGCUCCGAGAUGACCCUCAAACUGGAGUUCUCCUCUAAGACGGUGGAACAUGAGUACAUCAUAGGGUUCACAGGGUAUUUCUCGGCCAAAGCUCGCCGCCUGUACAUCAGCAGCGCCCUGAGGAACGCCGGGGACCGAGCGCUGGAGUGGCACAUCGUCCCCAGAGAGAACCCGGCCGCCGACUUCCCCAGCGACUUCGAGCUGGUCCACAUCCGUCUAGCAUCGCCCAGCAGCCUGCUGACCUUAGAGGACCACCCUUACAUCAAGAGGGUGACGCCGCAGCGCAAAGUGUUCCGCAUGCUGAAGUACAUUCCCUCACCUGAGCCUGCUGCACCCUGCAACGCCAGCCGCGGGACGCAGUCAUGGCAGUCAUCCCGCACCUUCCGACGAACCAGCCUGUCACUAAGCUCGGGCUUCUGGCACGCCACGGGGCGCCACUCCAGCCGGCGACUCCUGCGGGCCAUCCCCCGCCAUGUCGCCCAGAUCCUGCAGGCAGAUGUACUCUGGCAGAUGGGACACACAGGUUCUGGUGUAAAGGUGGCAGUGUUUGAUACAGGCCUGAGCGAGAAGCACCCACACUUUAAGAACGUGAAGGAAAGGACCAACUGGACUAAUGAAAAGACACUAGAUGAUGGUCUGGGCCACGGUACCUUUGUCGCCGGAGUGAUCGCCAGUAUGAGGGAGUGUCAGGGCUUUGCCCCCGACUCAGAGCUGCACAUCUUCAGAGUGUUCACCAACAACCAGGUAUCGUACACCUCGUGGUUCCUAGAUGCUUUCAACUAUGCCAUCCUGAAGAAGAUUGAUGUUCUUAAUCUCAGCAUUGGGGGUCCAGACUUCAUGGACCACCCCUUUGUUGAUAAGGUGUGGGAGCUCACUGCCAACAGGGUGAUCAUGGUCUCUGCUAUCGGCAACGAUGGACCUCUGUAUGGCACCCUGAACAACCCAGCAGACCAGAUGGACGUGAUCGGGGUGGGGGGGAUUGACUUUGAAGACAACAUCGCUCGCUUUUCCUCCAGAGGCAUGACCACCUGGGAGCUGCCCGGGGGCUACGGCAGGGUGAAGCCCGACAUCGUCACCUACGGUUCAGGGGUCCGGGGGUCAGGGAUGAAGGAGGGCUGUCGCUCUCUGUCCGGCACCAGCGUGGCCUCUCCUGUGGUGGCCGGUGCUGUGACACUGCUGGCCAGCACCGUCCAGAACAGGGAGCUGGUAAACCCCGCCUCCAUGAAGCAGGCUCUGAUCGCGUCGGCCCGCAGGCUGCCGGGGGUCAACAUGUUCGAGCAGGGCCACGGGAAGCUAGACCUGAUCAGAGCCUACCAGAUCCUCAACAGCUACAAACCUCAGGCCAGUCUGUCCCCCAGCUACAUCGACCUGACGGAGUGUCCCUACAUGUGGCCUUACUGCUCUCAGCCCAUCUACUACGGAGGAAUGCCCACCAUCGUCAACGUCACCAUUCUGAACGGCAUGGGAGUCACCGGCCGCAUUUUAGACAAGCCCAUCUGGCAGCCAUACCUCCCUCAGAAUGGAGACCACAUCGACGUGGCCGUCUCCUACUCCCCCGUGCUGUGGCCGUGGGCCGGAUACCUGGCCGUGUCCAUCUCCGUAGCCAAGAAAGCGGCAUCAUGGGAAGGGAUCGCUCAGGGUCAUGUGAUGGUCACGGUGGCGUCGCCUGCAGAGAACGAUUCAGAGGCAGGUGGAGAGAUGACCUCCACAGUCAAACUGCCAAUCAAGGUGAAGAUCGUCCCGACCCCCCCUCGCAGUAAGAGAGUGCUGUGGGAUCAGUACCACAACCUGCGCUACCCCCCCGGAUACUUCCCCCGAGACAACCUCCGCAUGAAGAACGACCCGCUGGACUGGAAUGGAGACCACAUCCACACUAACUUCCGGGACAUGUACCAGCACCUGAGGAGUAUGGGAUACUUUGUGGAGGUGCUCGGAGCGCCCAUCACCUGCUUCGAUGCCAGCCAGUACGGCACUCUGAUGAUGGUGGACAGCGAGGAGGAGUAUUUCCCCGAAGAGAUCACCAAGCUGAGGAGAGACAUCGACAACGGCCUGUCCCUCAUCGUCUUCAGCGACUGGUACAACACCUCGGUCAUGAGGAAGGUCAAGUUCUAUGACGAAAACACCAGGCAGUGGUGGAUGCCGGACACAGGGGGCGCUAACGUUCCAGCUCUGAACGACCUGAUCUCAGUGUGGGGGAUGGCUUUCAGUGAUGGGCUGUACGAGGGGGACUUCACCUUGGCUGAUCAUGACAUGUACUACGCCUCAGGCUGCAGCAUCGCCCGUUUCCCAGAGGACGGAAUAGUGAUUGCCAAGAAUCUGAAAGACCAAGGUCUGGAAGUGUUGAAGCAGGAGACUGCGGUGGUGGAGGGGGUUCCCAUCCUCGGACUGUACCAAACGCCGUCAGACGGGGGAGGUCGCAUUGCACUGUACGGUGAUUCUAACUGUUUAGACGACAGCCACAGACAGAAAGACUGUUUCUGGCUGCUGGACGCUCUCCUGCAGUACACUUCCUACAGUAUGACCCCUCCCAGUCUCAGUCACUCCCACAGCAGGGUGCCCCCCCCCACAGGCACCGAUCGCCCACUGCCACAGAGACUGGAAGGCAACCACCUUUACCGCUACUCCAAAGUUCUCGAGGCUCACCUGGGAGACCCUAAGCCCCGCCCACUACCAGCCUGCCCCCACCUGUCUUGGGCGAAGCCACAGCCACUCAAUGAGACGGCACCCAGUAACCUUUGGAAGCACCAGAAGCUCCUCUCAGUGGAUCUGGACAAAGUGGCUCUACCCAACGUGAGGGCGUACCGGCCCCAGGUCAGACCUCUGUCCCCUGGGGAGAGCGGGGCCUGGGACAUCCCCGGAGGGAUAAUGCCCGGUCGCUACAACCAGGAAGUGGGCCAGACCAUCCCCGUUUUCGCCUUCCUGGGAGCCAUGGUCGUCCUGUCCUUCUUCGUGGUCCAGCUCACUAAGGCCAAGAGCAAACCCAAGCGAAGGAAACCCCGCAUCAAGCGGCCCACGUACCUCCAGCAGCAGACGACAACUACAAUCAGCGGGAAAAACCCCACAGUGUGACCCGGACUGCAACCCUGUGGAGCUGCGUUCACAAUCAAACAACUUUUGUUGAGUAGCAACCUGCGAGAAGUUCUAAUGAACUCUGAAAUUGAGCCGUUAAACGUUCUCCAGGCGCCUCUCGGAUGGAACAGUUUUGGUGCCUCUCGUCUGUUCAAGGCGCUCCGUGGGUGUUUGUGUGUGUUUGUGGACUAAUGAACAGUAUUAGACGUGUCACACAUGAUGAUGUUAAACACACCUGGCCCCGAAAAUGCCUGUUUGAGACAGACAUGUUGUCUACAUUUCCCUCUGUGUUCUUCGACCAAACUGUUUCAUUAUGAAUGACUUUUAUAUUUAUUGAAUUUGUUCGUACCCUAACACAUAUCCAGAAGUUUAAGAGAUUUCACACACACUACACACACUGUAUGCACUUUAAGAAUAAAGCAGUUUGCAUACACGCCGACAGGAACAUCCCCCUACACACACAUACAGUAUGUGCAAUCAUGCAGACAUUUCCAAAAUGAGGGCCACAGUCUGAUCAAGUUGUCAUCUCCUGUGUCUCCAGCAGUCAUAUCUGUUUAAAUCCCUGUCUUUUCAUUGUUUUUAUACUUUAUAUAAUGAACUGGCCAGGUGUUCUGUUGAUAUCAUCCUCCAUGAUCUCGUGGUCAACAAAGUAGCAUCGACAGACUUGUUCAAAUAUAUCUCAUCAAUUAAAAAGCAUAAUCAAA
Molecule: messenger RNA, 4458 nt
Organism: Eleginops maclovinus (Patagonian blennie)
Lineage: Eukaryota; Metazoa; Chordata; Actinopteri; Perciformes; Eleginopidae
Gene: mbtps1
Product: membrane-bound transcription factor peptidase, site 1
Exons: 23
Coding region: 518-3754 (1078 amino acids)
Biological process (GO): proteolysis
Cellular component (GO): Golgi apparatus
Molecular function (GO): serine-type endopeptidase activity
Source: RefSeq, a predicted model, not a curated record